AUGAGUAAAUACAAUAGAUUUAAAGAAUUAUAUUUAUCGGAAAACAAUGUUAUUGAUAAAGAUGAGAUUAGUAUAAAUGAUCAAACGUACUUGAAAAAGCUUGAGAAGGAUAUUAGUCUCAUAAAGGGAUAUAAGAUACAGGUAAACAAUGGUGUUGAAAGUUUGAAGGGUCAAAUCAUUGAAGAACACAAUACAAAAAAGAGAAUAAUUGCUUUAUAUCAGACUCUAGGAAUCAUACCGUAUAUGCCCGGGAAAGAUGAAGUGAUACCAAUUGCAUAUACUUCGCAACAUUUGAACAAUAGAGUUAAGGUUAUGGAAAAGGUAUUAAGUGAUAAGACAACAUACAUAAAUGAAGAGCAAGUCAAAAGGCAAUCAUCAAAUAAGGUGUUAUAUGAACAAAUAAUUGACAUGAUAAACAAAAUAAACAAUAGAGUAGAGAAUAAAUUUGAUGUGAUACAAUCAAAGGUGGAUGAAAUUGAUCGUAGUCAAGAAUUCAAUAUAAAUGAAGUCAAAGACAAUGUUGAAGGAAUGAAAAAAGAAGCAGAUGAAAUCAAUAAAGCAAUUAAUUCUCACUUGAAGAGAAUACUUACCAAACAGAUUGCUUUAGCAAACAUCGAAAAUAAUGAAACAAUGGAUCAAUUAGAAUUGAAAGAACAACUUAAAGAGUCUGUUCAGUUAAUAAAGAAGUUAAUAUCUUCUGAACCUUCUAACUGGGUUGAAGUUAAUUCUACUAGCAACAUGCUGUUAUUAAAAGUAUUAACAUUAAAUAAUUUAUUAAGUGCAAGGAGUGAUUCAACUUCAGACAGAUAUUUGGUUAAAUUGCGAAACUUUAAUGUAAUUGACCCUAACUGA
Molecule: messenger RNA, 852 nt
Organism: Scheffersomyces amazonensis
Lineage: Eukaryota; Fungi; Ascomycota; Pichiomycetes; Serinales; Debaryomycetaceae
Exons: 1
Coding region: 1-852 (283 amino acids)
Source: RefSeq, a predicted model, not a curated record